AUGCUAAACAUUAUCGAGCAGAUGAAACUUGGAAUUAUGCCUUCCUCUGGGGUUUUCGCAACAAUUGAGGCUAGUUGUGGCUAUUCUUUUGAUUUAUUUUUUUCAACUCAGCAAGAGCUUUUGUAAUUAUUAUCUAGCUCACUAGACCUUGAGUGCUCAGAAAGAUACCUUUUAUGCGGCAGCUACAGAGGAUGAAUGAUUUUGGACUUAUCAGAUGAUGGAGUAUCAUUGGUUAGCAAUUUUCAGUCUCCCAAGGUGAUUUUUCAAACCAAAUGGUUUCCGAUUGAUCCAAGCAUUUUUUUCACUCUUGAUAGCUCACUGGCAAUCAUAUGGGAUUCUAAUACUGGCAAAAGAUUGGAAAGCUUGAGCAUUACUAAUGGGAAAGAAUUAGAAGUCCAACAGGGGGAAAAUGGACUUGUAGCUGUAAACUGUGGAAAUAGCGUUAAAUUUGUUGAUAUUGCGAACUGAAAAGAAAACCUCAAAGCAGAAGGGAAAUUUUCUACAUUUAAAUGGAGCCCUAUCAAAGAUGAAAUUUUUGUGACUAGCGGGGAUAACGGAAGCCUAACUCACCCCUUCGUAAUCGAACCAAAACCAUUGGAAAAAUCCGUAUUUUUUGCGCAAAAAAACCACCCAUCUGUGAGCGAACAAAAAAUUUUUAUGAAAAAUAUUUUGAUAAAUAAGUGAUAAUUAGUAUAAUGUAAUCUCUAGCAAAUUCUGUUUAAUUUUAAACUACUUGCAUUUUAAAACAUAAAAUUUUUCAAAUUAAAUAAUAUUUGCUUUCCAAUUAUUCCGAAUUGGGAUUUAAAAAAAUUUCAAAAAAAAAUUAACCCCUCUCCGUGAGCGAACAAAAUUUUUUUGUAGGGUGAGUAAGUGUAUGAGAUAUAAGGAGAAUCAAGUCCCCAGUUUUUAAUUUCGGCGCAGAGGAUGAAGAAAUUCUGCCAAAUAAAUUCAGAAGGAUCCAGGACAGCAGAGUUAGAAUCACAAACAGAACAGUCAACCUGUAUAAUGACACGUUUAUGAAAGCAAAUCUUAAUAUCACAGCUGGAUCAGAUAAAUAUACAGGAUUGGAUUUCUCGCCUGACGGAAUGCUCUUGUAUGCGAAAACAGAAAAUUCUGUUGAAGUUUUUGAUAUGACCCAAGGCAUAAAACACAACAUCACUUUCCCAUUUCUUAAAGAUCGCCCCGAUGACAGUUUUUUAAAAAUUACAAAGCAACAAAACACGUUAGUAACGUCAGUGGAGCAUGGGACAGCAAUUUGUAAUGCUGAAGGGCAGUUAAAGUGUAUUUUUAAUUCAUAUGAAAGGCUUGUUUCAUGCUGCGAAAUCGGCUGGGAUGAUUCAUUACUGCUGGCAUUGAAAGAUGGAUCUUUGAUGAAAUUAAAUAAAUCCUUUUAA
This is a messenger RNA of Blepharisma stoltei, 1394 nucleotides long. The record is from the annotation of a GenBank genome assembly. NCBI's taxonomy places the organism in Eukaryota, Ciliophora, Heterotrichea, Heterotrichida, Blepharismidae.